Messenger RNA from Impatiens glandulifera, 3248 nucleotides. Its product is annotated as nuclear intron maturase 4, mitochondrial. The transcript is spliced from 2 exons. The record is from RefSeq and is a predicted model, not a curated record. NCBI's taxonomy places the organism in Eukaryota, Viridiplantae, Streptophyta, Magnoliopsida, Ericales, Balsaminaceae. Gene Ontology annotation, biological process: mRNA processing. Bases 501 to 2819 code for a protein of 772 amino acids.
UUGAAAGCUGAAAAAAAAAAUGAAUUGGGGAUUUUAUUAUAAAUCAUGAUUCUAGGAGUGUGUGAAGUUGAUCGCAUUAUCUAGAUGAAGGCUCAAUUUUUAGUAAAUACAAUGUGUUACAGAUUCUUCUAAAUCUGGAAUUUUAUAAUUGGUCCACUUGAGAAGAACUUUCUAAUGAACGAGAACUGGAAUCUGAGAUUCUAAUGAAUGUUUUGUUAUGUUAGUUCAGAAACUGCGUCAUCAAGAUUCUUAGAAAGUAGUUUGUGCCUUGAUUUGCAUUUCAAAUUGUAAAUCCUUUUGAACUUAGGUUAAGGUCUCAAAUUCGAGUCCUACUGAACAUAUUCCUAGCUUUAGUUCCUUGAUUCUAUGAUAUUCUAAAUCCUUAUUAAUAAAAUCAAAUGUUUUCCUAUGAUUGACAUAAGAUAGACUGUGGUUUCUUUGGUUUUAUUCUUCAGAUAUGUGAGUAAUUGGAAUGAAAUACAAUUUGGUUUUCUGGGAAAAUGAUGCUUGCAAAGUUUUCUAGGGGUGGCAAUCAAUACCUCAUUGAAUACUGGAACAGAGCUGUCUACAGGAAGGUUGGUGUAUCUUUUUAUUCCGGGGGAAUAGAUUUAGCAUCGGAGUUAGCGUGUGUAGUUGACGAAUCAUCUUCCAACUCGAAACAAAAAAGACCAAGAGCAACAACCCGAUUGGAGCACAAGAAAUUUCUUGAACUCAGUGUAAAGAAGAAGGUGAAAGAGCAAUAUCAAAACGGGAAGUUUCAAAAUCUCUUGCAAAGAGUGAUCGCCAAUCCAAAAACUCUCGAAGAUGCUUAUAACUGCAUCAAAACGAAUGGAAACGUUGAAUCAUCACCGGAGGGAGAUAAAAUGCCUUAUGAUUCCCUUGCAAAUGAGCUCUUUUCAGGUACGUUUGAUGUCAAGGCUAACGUUUACUCAAUUUCAUCAAGGGGUAAUAAAAAAGAUAAAGAACUGCUUGUCCUCCCUAAUCUCAAACUUAAAGUUGUGAAAGAAGCCAUUCGCAUAGCCUUGGAAACAGUUUACAAGCCCCAUUUCUCCAAGAUCUCGUAUGGAUGCAGAAGUGGAAGAGGGCAUUCCAAUGCUAUAAAAUACAUCUGCAGCAAAGAAAUUUCUAGUCCAGACUGGUGGUUUACAUUGCUUGUCAACAAAAAACUUGAUGCUUCUAUCCUUUCUAAGCUCAUUUCUUCCAUGGAAGAUAAGAUAGAAGAUCCCAAAUUAUAUUCUCUUCUACGGGACAUGUUUGAUGCCCAAGUGCUGAAUCUCGAGUUCGGUUCUUAUCCAAAAGGACACGGUCUUCCUCAAGAGGGAAUCUUAUCCCCAAUCUUGAUGAACAUAUACCUCGAUAUGUUCGACAAGGAAUUCUACAAGUUGUCAAUGAAAUACGAAGCUCUUGACGAGAAUAUCGAAUCAGAGAGCUAUCACUCCAAGCUAAGGAGUUGGUUCCGAGGACAGAUUAAAGAAAAGAGUGUCUUAAAUGAAACUUGUGGCGUAAGAGUAAGAGUAAGAGUACAUUGUUGUCGUUUCAUGGACGAAAUAUUCUUUGCUGCUUCUGGGCCGAGACAUGUUGCUCUUGCUUUCAAAUCCGAAGUACAAAACUACUUGCAGAGUGUUCUGUUUCUGGAUGUGGAUCAGAACGAGAUAUCGACUUGCAAUAAGGAGAGCCUUCGUUUUCUAGGAAUCCUAAUCGAAAGGAGAGUGAAGGAAACAGCUGCUGUGAGGGCUGUUCACAAGUUGAAAGAAAAGGUUAAGUUGUUCGCCGAGCAGAAACAGGAGUAUUGGGAAGUGGGGACCGCUAGGAUCGGGAAGAAAUGGCUGGCUCACGGGCUAAAGAAGGUUAAAGAAUCGGAGAUCAAGCAUUUGGAAGAUAGAGAUUCGGUUUUGAGUCGGAUCUCAUGUAGUUAUCGGAAAACCGGGAUGGAAACUGAUCAUUGGUAUAAAGCCUUGGUGAAGACAUGGAUGAUGAAAGAGUUGGUCAAUGUUAGAUUGGCUUCGAAUGAAGAAUUCGUCCUGUCUAAGUUCGUCGUAGAACCGUCACUUCCUAAAGAAUUACGAGAUUCCUUUCAUGAAUUUCAGAAUCGCGUUGACGAGUAUUUUUCAUCCGAAACAGCUUCGACUGCUUCUCUAUUGCCAAAUUCAUGCGAAGCCGUCAGCUCGAAGACAGAGGCGGUUGCUCCUGUUAAUGUUAUAAGAAAACGUCUUCAACGGUAUGGUUUGAUAAACGCAAAAGGAUUCCCAUGUGCAUCCAGAUUCCUUAUAUUACAAGAUAAUACUCAAAUAAUUGACUGGUUUUCAGGAGUAAUUAUCAGGUGGCUAAGGUGGUAUAGGGACUGCAGUAAUUUCAACGAUGUAAAGGUUAUUAUUUGUGAUCAGGUUAGGAAAUCUUGCAUUAGAACACUGGCGGCUAAGCAUAGGAUCGAUGAACAUGAAAUAGAGAAACUUUUUGAUUCGGAAUUGAGUAGAAUUCCUUUGUCGGAAGAAGAGAUGGAAAACGAUAUAGGAGAGGAGAAUAACGAGGAGUUAAUGUAUGGGUUAUCAAAUAGCGGGUUGUGUUUGUUAUCAUUGGCGAGAAUGGUUAAUCCGACGAGGCCAUGCAACUGCUUCGUGUUUGGAUGCUCGGAAGCAGCACCGAGCGUUUACUUACUGCAUGUGAUGGAGAGGCAGAAGUUUCCGGGUUGGAAGACUGGUUUUUCGAGCUGUAUUCAUCCAAGCUUAAAUAAAAGAAAAUUUGGGCUGUGUAGGAAACACUUGAAAGAUCUUUACUUUGGUCAUAUUUCACUUCAAUCUAUCAAUUUUGGUUCUUGGUGAUCAAUUUUUUCUUGAAUGCCACCAACAAAUGGCGAAAACUUAUUGUUGGGUUGGAUAUAUGAAAGCCGAUGUUAUAAGAUUUUGACAAGGCGGCCGAGAUAAUUGUCUUCGGUUUUUGGUUUGGUUCAAGGCGAUUGCAGACAUUGCCGAGGUAUAGUGGUUGGAUUUACUUCAAAAAUAGGUGUAUCACAGACUGGGGAUUGAGAUCUUAACUGGUUUUUUAGGGAUAAAACAAUUUUUGUAGACUCAUAUCUCCCGCAAAGAUUGAAGUUCAAGGUGGUUGAGGGCCAUUGGGCAUUAGUUCAAUUUUGAAACAUCUUAAAUUGAAUUUGAGAGCUAUGACUUUAGGAUUGUGUUAGUUCUUAAAUUCCAAAAAAAAAUGGUUGUUUUAUGUUAGAUUUAUUGGUUGUAAUUUUGUAUUAUAACUUG